This is a messenger RNA of Ornithodoros turicata, 961 nucleotides long. Its product is annotated as small integral membrane protein 14-like. The transcript has 5 exons. The coding region runs from base 264 to 572 and encodes 102 amino acids. Gene Ontology annotation, cellular component: endoplasmic reticulum. Lineage: Eukaryota; Metazoa; Arthropoda; Arachnida; Ixodida; Argasidae. The record is from RefSeq and is a predicted model, not a curated record.
GUCCACUCGAUGACACGUAACCUUGACACAAAGUACGCAAAUCCAAGUCCCGUCACAACCCAGCAGCCAACCAGGGCUGUUCACGUUGUGUAUGGCUAGCAACAGGUGUUCGAAAAGUUCAUGCUACGUCAGCGUAACUUCAUAAGUCAGUAAAGGGUAAAGAACCGCCCGAGAUUGGUCGCAGGAGGAUCUUCCAGUGUGUCCGUUCGUGAGUCCUUAUGGUCUAAACUAGUCAUCUAAGGGAAUCUGUGCAUUCUGCUGCAAUGGACGAAGGGGGAUUCGACCUGUGCGAAUGCAUCUUUAGCCAUGAGCAGGCGAUGCAACGGCUCAUAUCUCUGUUACGGAGCACCCAGUCAGCCUGCACAGAUUCUGAAUGCUUCGGGGAAUUUCCUCAGCUGCCGUCAACCCCGAAUGUUGGCUCAAACUUCUAUCUGCUCCUGAUUGGAUGGCUGGUGCUCGCCAUGGCCUUAUUCUUCUUGCGUCCCAGCUCUCUCCGAAGGCGCAGUGGUGAUGGAAAACCCGACAGGCAGGGUCCAAGCAACCAGCCGCCUCCAGGUGGACCUGUGCUGUGAAGCCAGUUGAGAGCUGGCCCAGAAGAAAAUGGCCCGCUGACCCACGGACAGAGAAAUUUCCAGAACCACAUAAAUAUGCUGCCAGUACUAAUAUAUACAUGCAACAGAGAUAUGAGUAAUGUCUGUAAACAUACAGGGGCAUUCGCCAACAUGUACUACAAAGUACCUUCCUUCACACGACUAGAUGUUCCUGUUAAAAGUUGUGCAGAUUGUUUUCCAUGGUACAUGGUGGUGAAUGCACUAUGAAAGAUUUGACUACCCACGGUGCAGUGACAUUCCCUCUUCAUUUGUUCGGUACAUUGGGAUGCUUAGGAAUUUUUAUUUUAUACGCACAAACAUGUACACUUUGGGUUUUUGUUUCUAGUUGCAAUAAAAUGGCACUGCAGAUA